Messenger RNA from Mytilus trossulus (common blue mussel), 3334 nucleotides. RefSeq lists its product as uncharacterized. The transcript is spliced from 4 exons. The record is from RefSeq and is a predicted model, not a curated record. Bases 10 to 888 code for a protein of 292 amino acids. NCBI's taxonomy places the organism in Eukaryota, Metazoa, Mollusca, Bivalvia, Mytilida, Mytilidae.
UUGGAACGUAUGAUCAUGUUGAAUAUGGUUUUCAAGACAGGACAGAUGUUUAAAAUUCUACUUCUAUGUUUCCUGACUUUUAAAGCUGUUGAAGGUGUACAGAUAACAACCAAUGUAUCAACAAAGGUUGAUGCUGCUGUUCAUCUAAUCCAUACAGCUGAUAUCAUGAACUACACUACUGAUGUCAACAAGUAUAACCUGGACCUUAGUGGAAUAACGUCCUUAGUGUUUAAAAUAAAGUCAUGCAGUGAUGCACAUGUCCUUCUGUCAAGUUCUGGUGUCAGAAACUCGUCAGAACCAUUGUAUGAAAUUUACAUUGGAUAUCAUAAUAAUGAGUCGUAUAUUACCUACUGCGAAGACAAUCCACCUGCUUAUGGAAGCAACAACUCUAUUGUUUUUUCUACCGAGAAUAUACUGAACUGCACGGUAUAUCUACCAUUCUGGGUUAGUUGGUCGGAUAAAGACAUUAAAUUAGGAACUGGGAAAUUCGUUGGUGAUAAUGUUUUGGGAAAUUUGACAAUUACACACAAUUUUGAAGUGAAAAGUAUUGGAGUAUUUACAGACCACCUAAGAUUAGGAAACUGGAUAAUACAACUUGAAGUUUCAGACAAAUUUGCUGGAUAUUUUGACAGCUGUAUUAUGAAUAAUACCAAGUCUGACAUGGUUGUAGUCGAUGACAUUAACUGUUCAAAAAUGAGUUGUGGUGCUAGCUGUGGAAUGUCAAAGACUUGUAUGGGUUACAAUUUCAAUAGCGCCAUUAACAGAUGUGAACUUCUUUGGUUUGUAUCAGAUGUUGUGACAGACAUACCACAUCACACUGAAGCCGGAUGGAGAUUCUACAGUAAAUGUUUCAACAGAAAAUCUGCUUGUCUUGGAUGCUAUUUCUAAACGACCUGUUGACAGUAUACAGUCAGAAGAUUUAUUACAACUUUUAUUUGUCUCAUCGUGAACAUUGCGCUUUAUGGAAAACAUUGUAGAUUGUUUCAGCUGGAAUAGAACUGACUGAACUAAGAUCCUUCAUUGAGAAUGAAACGAAUGUUUUCAUAUUAACGCAAGAAAUAUAUUAAAGACUUCGUAUUCACCAAUAUCUGCUCUGAAUGAUUUUGAAUAUAUUACACUGCUUUCUCGUCUCUCAUAACUCUUUUUAAAGUGGCUCUUUUAUAGAUUGAUGUGUUAAUAUUAUUUUGUGUGUUUUAUUAAAUGUUAUAAGAAGAUUAUACACUUUUAAAAUAUUUGAUGUAUAAAAAAUUAAACAUUAGAAUGAAUUUUAUUUUCUCAAUAUUAUUCAUGCAAAUUGUAAAAAUUUUGAAAAGUUUAAACAUAAAUCAAUCAUAUUGGAAUUCAAAUAUUUAAUAAUGUAACAUAUAGUAACGUGAUAGGUGAUGUAGCAUGAACUAUUUGUUAUGCUGAUUAUGAAUAGUGUCUCCAUUUAUUUAUUUCAACCUUAUCAUUCCUUAACACAUAUCUUUUCAGUUUUAUCAGAGGUAAAAAGGUAAAAGAUAGCAAAAAAGUCUGGAUAACAUUAUUGGCACAUAUUUAAUCAAGAUUCAUAGUUGAACCCAGUAAAACAAAAGAAGAGGUAGUUUUUUUCGUGAAGUAGCAAAUACUAUUUGUAACAACUAUAUAUAAUAAUAGUUUAAUGCGUUCAGAUAAUUAAACCAACGUAUUUCAUUAGUAAAUUUUACUGAAUAUUCUUCCUGGGUAUUCAGUGUUCAUUUAACAGGUACACUUGAUGAAAUGCUGUACACCAAGUUUAACUUGUUAAACAGCAAUUUGUGAACUAAAGAAUCAAUUAGAGUGUUAUAAAAAGAAGAAAGAUUUAUACCCCCAAGCCCCCUUAAGCAAACAUACUUCUAUACGCCAUUUAAGCAUUUAAGAUCAUUUAAUAAAGCAUAUACAUGUUUACUAAAUAAUCUUUAUCAUAAAAGUUUAAAUGUUUCCCUGCGUAUGAAAACAACUUAUUGGCUAAUUAGAAAGUGCUUACACGUUUAAAUUAUAAUCAACUAUGCAUUGUUAGAAAUUGGAAUCAUGAUUAACAUCUUUAAAUCUCUCUCCGUCUCUCAUAACUCUUUUUAAAGUGGCUCUUUUAUAAAUUGAUGUGUUUAUAUUAUUUUGUGUGUUAUAUCAAAUGUUAUAAAGAGGUUAUAUCAGGAAGAUGGCCAUUGUUAUAUUAUUGUUCGUUUCUGUGUGUGUUGCAUUUUAACGUUGAUUCGUUUGUGUUUUCUCUUAUUUUUGAGAUAUUGAGAUAAGUCGUGGCACAGUACUUGUCUAUCCAAAAUUCAUGUAUUUGGUUUUCAUGUUAUAUUUGUUAUUCUCGUGGUGUUUUGUCUGAUGCUUGGUCCGUUUCUGUGUGUGUUGCGUUUCUGUGUUGUGUCGUUGUUCUCCUCUUAUAUUUAAUGCAUUUCCCUCGGUUUUAGUUUGUUACCCCGAUUUUGUUUUUUGUCCAUGGAUUUAUGAGUUUUGAACAGCGGUAUACUACUGUUGCCUUUAUUUAUACUCUUUUAAAUUAUUUGUUGAAAGUUCUUUUUUUAAUUCACUGAUUUAAUGAGUUUUAAUUUAUUAAUUUUAUGCAUGCAAAUUGAAAAGAAAAAAGUUUGAACACGAAUAUAUAAUGUUGAAAUAACAAUAUUUGAAUUGUAACAAGAUAUGCGAUGUAGCUUGUUACAUUGGUUGUAUAGAAUAUUGGAUGAGUCGAAUAAUCAUGUAGAUCCUAUCAUAUCGACUUUUUUGUGAUUUUACUGUAGUAUUUUGUUCUGUUAUUUAUAGCACUGAUGCAAUUAAACAGUUUUAGCAAUUGUUUUUUAUUCUAUUUUUGAAGAUGUAUAUACUACUUCAUUACAUGUUAUAUUAUUUCAAAUGUAAAUAACACUUAAUAUAUGUUGUUCAUCCAAAGAACUUUUAUGGUUUUAUCUACAUCUUGAAUGCUCACUUUUUCCAAACAGUUCUGCAAAAUAUUCCAUAAAGAAAUUAGGUCAGAUGACUUGUAGAGAAAAACAUGCAUUAAACUGAAAAAUUAUAUUUGUUUAAAUAUUGAUAUAUCUAGAAACUUGCUUUUUUACUAAAUGUUAAAAUACACAACUAAAGAAAAAUAAUGAAGACAUUUUUUUCAUAUUUUCAUCAUUUCAAUUAUGAAAUGAAAAAUUUCAAUCAUAUAAAAAUCAUAGGUUGUUUGGACAGAAAAGUGCAAUAUUCUUUGUUCAUCGUAUGUUUUCCUUACUAAACAUUUAAACAUUUACAUGUUAUAAGCUUGAAAUAGGAAACACCCUAUUUAUAUAUUUGCAUCUUUAAAAUAACUUUCAUAGUUGUUAACAAUAAAUGUAUAAUCUUAAAUGAA